Thunnus maccoyii (southern bluefin tuna) is the source of this 1049-nucleotide messenger RNA. RefSeq names its product E3 ubiquitin-protein ligase-like. The coding region runs from base 198 to 740 and encodes 180 amino acids. Gene Ontology annotation, molecular function: ubiquitin protein ligase activity. Lineage: Eukaryota; Metazoa; Chordata; Actinopteri; Scombriformes; Scombridae. The record is from RefSeq and is a predicted model, not a curated record. Gene Ontology annotation, biological process: protein ubiquitination. The transcript has 2 exons.
CAGUCCUCUGGUUCCAUGGAUACGAGCUUGGUGACUCAUAACACUUGUUUGGCACAAACUUAUACUAGGCCUGUGUGUGUCUGACAAGUCCCUCCUCCCACACACUUCCCCACUAGAUAUAAAGUAGUGUGAGGUCACCUCUUUCUCUCAUUCACACUUGGAGGUAAAUCCGCGAGACCAGCAGAUCAGAAAGCAAGAUGUAUUCAGAGCUUGACUGCGGAAUUUGUUACCAGACCUACAACGCAGGUCUGCGGUGUCCCCGGGAGCUCCACUGCAAACACAGCUUCUGUGAGAGCUGCCUGCUGGCCCUUUCACGACCCCACGGACCCGAGGAGGCGCGUCUGGGAGCCGACAGACUCAUCGUGUGCCCGCUGUGCCGACACACCACCCCCAUAUCCGGCGAGGGGAAGGUGAGAGCGGAUCUCAAGGUGGACGAGCAUGUCCUGGAGCGGCUAAUGGCAGCGGGGGUCCUCGGGCAAGAGGAGGACGACCCAGAGGAAGAGGAGGAGGACGGUCAAGUUCAAGACGGCUGUGACGACGGCGAGGAGGCGACGCUCGCCGAGACUGACGCCGAGGAGAGCGGCUCCUCCUCGGGAUCCAGUGGUGGGAGGCACCGGCGGUUUUGGUCGAAAGUUUGGAGGAAGAUAAACGGGAAGACGUCACGAAAGAGAGGCGGAGAAAAAUUUUUGAGCAAUGAUGACUUAAAGAACUUCGCCAUGAUGUCCUGCUACAUGUUUUAAAGAGCCCACAACUUCAGAUGCCCUGGAUAAUAUGAUACUGUAUAUAUUUCAAUUUGCUGAAUGGACGGGUGAUGAUGAUGCUGGUGAGAUACACCAACAAAAUGAUUGAAAUCUGCAUUCUGAUUCUGUGUUUAAGCAGUGACCAAUAUAAUGUAGCUGUUUCAGCAAAUAAGAAAAAAUGUGAAGUUUAUGAGUUUCCAAAGUGGACCAUUUUAGGCCUAGUGAUGCACUUAUGCAUGUGAUAUUUAUUUGUUUCAUAAAUGUAUUUAUUUUUUUAUGUAUUUGUUACAUAUUUAAGGAAAAUAAAAA